UCGAGAUUUGGGACGAACGUUUCGAACGUCUUUGCGAAACUUGAUAGUGCGGCAAUUUCAGUGAAAAUAAAAUAUAUAUUAAUUGCUAUUCACACAGUAAAAGCGUUCAUUUAGUUUGUGAAGUGACAGUGAGGCUUUGUUACAGUGGGCUUAACGUUUCGCACUUGAGUUACGCUAUAUUACAGAAUAUUAAUCAGCUGAUUUCCAGUACAUUUUUUGUAUGGAGGGUGAUUUAAAAAUUUUGAAACUCAAACUUCCCCUCAAUUUUCUUUUAUAAAAUACACGCCUGCCAUCUGUUCAAAUAGCAUUCCGGCGAGGACGGACUCUUGCUGUUGGUCUCACAGCGCCAUCUGUGAACGUAAGGCGAAACUAUUUACCUAGACACCUAAAAGAACCAUCACGAUGCCACAGUGCGCAGCCUGUGGUAAAUUUUUAUCACCUGCGAAUGCCGCUGGUUGUGGUACAUGUCUAUUAAAAUUCCAUAAGGCUUGCCUGGGAAUACCAGAAAAAUCACAAAUCGGCAAGAACUGGGUUUGUCUGGCAUGCAAACGGAACUUGCGGAAGGGUGAUAAUAGCGAGACGCCGGUGAAGGGGCUCUGCGACGAACGGACCGCCGAAGCACCGGCCCAUGACGGUGUGACGCUCGACGCACCUCCCGGCGUCGUUGUUGAGACGGAUCCGGAUUCGGAAGCGGCAGCCUGCACCCCCUCUGAUGUCAAGGGCUUGUUGGAGUUUCGUCAGUUGUUUACAGAAUGUAUGUCGGAGAUGCGGGAGUUCAGGAAGGAAUUGAUGUCACUCCAUUCAUCCUUCAAGGCAGUGACAGAGCGACAGGAUCUGAUGGACAGAAGGCUGGACGGCAUGGCGCUGAAGCUGGAGGAACUCGAGGGUCGUCUCGCUGCUGGGGCGCCGUCGCGGGUGGUGGAGCUGGAGCGUGUAGUAUCGGAACUCAGGGGCGAGCUCAACAUGCGGGAUCAGGAUGCUCUACUGGCGGAUCUGGACGUCGGAUCGGUUCCGGAGGAGAAGGGUGAAAAUGUGACGCACACCGUGACUGCUCUGGCUUUGCGUCUCGGUAUAACCCUGGAAGAGCGCGACGUGGUAUUCGCCGAGCGCGUGGGUGCCCCUCCGGCUGCCGGUGGUUGCGCACGCCGGAUCGUGGUGCGGUUGUCCCGCCGUGGUCUGCGUGAUGAGGUGCUGCGUGCCGCCCGGACUCGUCGUAACCUUGAGGCUUCAAAUGGAACACGCAUAUAUAUCAACGAGCGGUUGACUCGCCAUAAUCGCCAGCUGUUUCUCCGGGUCCGCGAGGGGUGCCGUCAACGGAACUGGCGCUACUGCUGGACCAGGCACGGCUGCAUUUUUGCUCGACAGAGUGAUGGACAGAGGGUAUUGCGAUUUCGCUCGGAUGCUGAUCUCGAACGAAUAUUUAAUAUUCCUCAGAGGAGUUCCCCGGGACCAAAGCUGCCGGAUGGUCAUGAUGGUCAGUCAUUGCCAGCCUAUUCUGGUGCUGGCACUACUGAUGACCGUCCGAUGUGA
This is a messenger RNA of Diatraea saccharalis (sugarcane borer), 1530 nucleotides long. The record is from the annotation of a GenBank genome assembly. NCBI's taxonomy places the organism in Eukaryota, Metazoa, Arthropoda, Insecta, Lepidoptera, Crambidae.